AUGAAUGACAGCAGGAAGACCGCAGCUACACCCUCCGACAAGUUCAGCUGUUUUUUCCAGACGGAUGCUUCCAAGCCCAAACCCAAGGCUCCUCGGCCCAGGCCCAAGGUCGACAAGCUCGCCGAGCCCAAGACCGCGAGGGCCAGCAAAACGCCUCUCAAGGCCAAAAGUCCUGUGGUGAUUGAAGACUCGGAUGGUUCUGUGGAUGAAGAGGCGAUGGAAUCGCAGGCUGUCACGCCUGUCAGACGCCUGAUCCGCACCAAGCGUGCUGCAACACAGGACUUCACGCCUGCGACCAAACGGCUCAAGAGCAUUGAGCUCCUGGUAGAGUCUACAUUCGAUGAUGAGCCGGCAGGUGAAGCGAGCCCUGAUCUCACUACUCGUAGCCCUGCGCCCCAGUGCCAUGCGGUUGCUUGUCGAGAGUGUAUCGAGAAGUGGAGGACUAACCCAUCGUGGGUUUGCGAGAUGGCCGAGUCUGGCAAGAGGCCUUGUCUUAGUUGUGAGGCUGAUGGGGUCGAAUGCUCAGACGAUAUGCUUGAGGAAUCUCGCACAGACGUCCAGAGAGUCCAUGAGAUGGCGCACCGCCAUCGACUGGGUCUUGCAGUGAACCCAGAAGAGUGGCGCACCGGUCUCAGCGGUGUGCUAUCAAGCCUCCAGACGUUCAACGCCUGGCAACGAGCAAGGGCGGCCUCUCUGCAAGUGAAGAGGGUGGCCGCAGAGGUGGAGCGCCACAUGAGAGAGGAGAGGGCUGAGAAUAAAGCUCUCAAGGAGGCUCUGGAGGAGGAGAAGUGCUUGAGGGAGAAGCUUGAGGGGCAGGUUAAAGCUAUGCAGGCCCAGAUUAACGGCCUGCGGGGUGCUAAAGAUGGGGAGGAUGAGGAUGGUUGGGAGGAUGAGGUUGAUGAUGAAGAUGCUGAGGAGGGUGAUGUUGGUGAGGAUCAGAAUGAUGAUAGUGAGGGGUAG
Molecule: messenger RNA, 960 nt
Organism: Fusarium tjaetaba
Lineage: Eukaryota; Fungi; Ascomycota; Sordariomycetes; Hypocreales; Nectriaceae
Exons: 5
Coding region: 1-960 (319 amino acids)
Source: RefSeq, a predicted model, not a curated record